AUGGCUACCACUGACGAUGCUCUCGAAACCUACAACCAUCUUCCCGUCCAUAUCGACCCUUCGACCAAAGCGGUGUCAGUCAAUUCUUCGGACAAAGCUGUUCAGGAUGCAGUUGCGCUGGUGAAUGAUCUACACACUCAGUUCAAGUCUCUUGAGACAGCCAAUAAUAUUCCCCCUCCUCCAGUCCCGGUCAACCCAAAGCGCACGGCUCAGAUCAAUAAACUGCGCGAGUCUGCUGGGCAGUCCGCGAAGAAGGGGAACAACGCCGAAGCCGUUCGCCUUUUGACUUUUGCGCUCGACAUGGCCUCUGCACGGCCGGACUGGGAGCCGGUGGGUCUCAAGAGGGAGGAACUGGCAAUUUGCUACCUUGCCAGAGCGGCAGCAAACGCCGAGUUGCGUGAGUGGGUGGAUGCCUGGCGCGACGCCCAGUGCAGCACCGAAUGCAAGAAAGGCCCGAGCCAAACCCCACAGGGCCAGAGAAUUUUGGGCAACCCAAAAGCCUUUACGAUUGGAGGCAAGGCUCUGUUGGAGAUGGGGAGAACAGAGGAGGCGGUUCAGUGGCUGGAGAAGGGCGUCGAGACCGAAGGAACGCAGACCGAUGAUUGCAAAGCCAUGGAGAAGCUGCUGCAAGAAGCGAGAGCGAAGCUACAAGCGGAGGGUUGA
Messenger RNA from Cyphellophora europaea CBS 101466, 663 nucleotides. RefSeq lists its product as uncharacterized. Gene Ontology annotation, molecular function: protein binding. Lineage: Eukaryota; Fungi; Ascomycota; Eurotiomycetes; Chaetothyriales; Cyphellophoraceae. The transcript has a single exon. Bases 1 to 663 code for a protein of 220 amino acids. The record is from RefSeq and is a predicted model, not a curated record.